Ilex paraguariensis (yerba mate) is the source of this 2275-nucleotide messenger RNA. NCBI's taxonomy places the organism in Eukaryota, Viridiplantae, Streptophyta, Magnoliopsida, Aquifoliales, Aquifoliaceae. The record is from the annotation of a GenBank genome assembly.
CUUUUUCACUUACUGUAGUGCUUUUUUCCCUUGUAAAUGCUGCUAUGCUUCCAUUAUCGAAGCACACAUUGAGCUUAUCCACCUCAUUCUUUCUUCUUCUUUUUUUCUUUUAAUAUUAGGUUAAAAAGUCUUGUUCUUUCUUCGUUUCUUAAUGACGGGUUUUGCUCCUUUGUCGAUCAACUUUUUUACAGCUCUUGUGAUUCUAAAUGACUGACUUUUGGGAUUUGUUUUAUGGGUUUUUCUCAAAUUGAGGUCUACAAGCUUUAAAGGAGAGAAAUUGAGGUAAGAGUAAGUGGAUUGUAUGUAGAGUUUAUAAGGGAAAUCUUCCUUAAAUAUUCGUAGUUUGAUGAAUUCAAUUGAGGUUUUCAAGAUGACAAUUCAACUUGGUCAUUGUGUAGAAGGCAUAUAGUUCUUCUUGGUUUGUGUUUUUGUGGGGUUUAUAUGUAAUCUUUGAGAGAGUCAUUUUGUCAUUUAUGAAUUCAAUGGAGUCUUGGAGCUAUGUUUCUGGGGGCAAGGGUUUUGCAUCUGAGGAAUCUGUUUGUGCUUUUGAUGGGAUUGCAAAAGGUAAAAAUGGGUUGAUGGGUUGGGAAUUGAAAACCCCUAGUAGUUUUGGAAGCAAUAUGGUAGGCUCAAGACAAGAAUCAAUUGAGAAUCAGACUUGUGUUGAAUUGGGUUUUCCAGAGGUGAUGAGAGAAUCAAUACCCAAUGCCUCAAUCAGGGAUGUUAUGAGUAGCAAGGUUGGUGGGGGAAGAAUGUUCAAUCCAGCUAAAACUAUCACAAAUUCAUUCUCUGGGGAAGAGGAGUCCAGUUCUAAGCUAUCAAGCUCAGUUUUGGAGUCUAAUUGUAAGGACUCAUCAUUCAUUGAUUUGAAGUUGGGGAGGUUAGCUGAUCAUAGUGAUGCCCAAAAUUUUAAUUCCUCUGAGACAAUCCACAAUAUGUCUUCAGCAGAAUCAUCUAUGCUAGCUAAGAGAGUUCGAGCAGGGGGUUUGAAUUCUUCAACACCCUUUUGCCAAGUUUAUGGGUGUAAGAAAGAUCUUAGCUCCUCUAAAGAUUACCAUAAGAAGCAUAAAGUUUGUGAGGUUCACUCAAAGACUGCCAAAGUCAUUGUGAACGGCAUUGAACAAAGGUUUUGUCAACAAUGUAGCAGGUUUCAUUUGCUGGCUGAAUUUGAUGAUUGUAGACGCAGCUGCCGUAAACGUCUUGCAGGCCACAAUGCACGUCGAAGGAAACCUCAUGGGGGUAUUCACUCUGGCAGAACUGCGAGGUUGUUUCAGCCAUAUGAUGGUUCUGCAGGUAGCAGAUUCAAGGGGACAGCAUUUACAACAUCACCAUUCAUUUGCCAAGGUGUACUUCCCAGCAGCCUCUUGCAACCAAAGAAGUAUGAGAUGAAUGACUGGUCCAGGCACAUGAAAUUUGAAGAUGGGGCUGAUUAUAUUCCAUCAGCGAUUCCUAUUGCAAAUGAACAUCUGCAUUCAAAGUCAAUUUUCAGUUCUUAUGCUUUUGACAAACAUUGUCUCCCUACAGGAAGCAAAUUUAGUGAGAACAGUGAUGCGGUCUCAAACUUUGUCUCACAUUCUUUGGUUCCCACCCGCUCAAUAGGAAGUGAGGAAUUUACUUUUAUGAACUCAACAGCGCCUAUUCAGGGGCCAUCAGAAGUAUCAGAUUCUGGUCAUGCUCUCUCUCUUCUGUCAUCUCAAUCAAAGAAUUCUCCAAGUCAUUCAUCAGGAAUCCCCAUGGCUCACACACUGACUAUCCCAGGCAGCACUGCUCAUUAUAGUGUAAGAUCAUUCUGUGAGAAACCCUUGGGAGUGAGCAUGCAGGCGUCAACAAGUGGAGAAUCAAGCCACAUUCUCUCAUCUGGGAUAAAUUCUGUAGCAGAGACUCACUUAGAUCCCAUUCUCAUUUCUGAUGGUACUGAUGCUAUCAACUUUGUAAUGGAUGGAAUUUUCCAUGGGUCGGAAUAUAUAAAUGGCAAGGACAGUCUUUCUGGUGAAGAUGGGCCUACUAUUGAUUUGCUUCAACUUUCGUCACAGCUUCAGUGAGGUAAGCAUCAAAAGCAUUUUGUGCUGGUGAAGCUCUUUCUGCGGCCUCAGGAUCACUUAAGUUGUACUGGAACAAGGUACUUCAGUAGUUUCUAGACAAUCAAAUUUCCAUUUAUUUUACUGAAAUAGGUCAGAAAUAUUUUCCAGCUUUGCUAUGCGCUAUUGGGUCGAAAGGGUCCGGAGACAUUGCUUCUUUGGUCCUAAAAACUGUCUCAGUAAGCAAUAUGUUUGGC